Molecule: messenger RNA, 3495 nt
Organism: Saccoglossus kowalevskii
Lineage: Eukaryota; Metazoa; Hemichordata; Enteropneusta; Harrimaniidae
Product: mesoderm induction early response protein 1-like
Biological process (GO): negative regulation of transcription by RNA polymerase II
Cellular component (GO): nucleoplasm
Molecular function (GO): transcription corepressor activity; histone deacetylase binding
Source: RefSeq, a predicted model, not a curated record
CAAAAUGGCGGAGCCCGCUACGAGCGAGUCCAGUCCAGAUACAGAUAGAGACUUUGAUCCAACUGCAGAGAUGUUGAUUAAUGAUUUUGAUGAUGAAAGAACUAUGGAAGAAGAGGAACAGUUUAUUGAUAGCGGUGAUAGUUGUGACAAUGAAUUAGAUGCAUUAGAAAAGGAAGGUGAAAUGCCUCUUGAGCAUUUACUAGCUAUGUAUCGUUAUUCAGACGAUGAUAAUGAUGUUGUAGAGCAGUCGAUGAGUAGUGAGGAUGAAAGCAUACCAAUCAACACGGAUAAUUUAACAUUGGACAAAGAGCAAAUUGCGAGAGAUCUUCUUCCAGAUGAAAUACAUGAAGAUAAUGGAGAAGCCAGUAACCAUGAACAACUCACUACUGACCUUUAUGAUCUUGUUGGUCAAGCACCUUCGCAGAUUUUCUCUCGCCCGCUUCGAUCAAAUACGGUUGCUGGAAACUUUUCUGGAUCUGAAUCAGAAGAUUCCGACUAUGUUCCUUAUGAUGAUUGGAAGAAGGAAAUUAGUGUUGGUGUGGACUAUCAAGCAGAUGUACCAGUUGGACUUUGUAAAUAUGAUGAUGCACCAGCCUAUGAAAAUGAAGAUAGAUUGUUAUGGGAUCCUUCAAAGUCUCAGGAUGAAAACGUGAAAGAAUAUCUUCAGCAAAUUCAAGAAAUUCCUGCAGGAUCCCAGGGGGUGAAACAAAUACCUACUGGAGAUCAUGUCAGAGAUGAUGAACAGGCACUUUAUCUUCUCCUACAAUGUGGGCAUAAUGAAGAAGAAGCACUGAGACGUCAUAAGAUGCAGGUGACCCCUCCGACUGAUGAAAUGAGUUUGUGGUCAGAAGAAGAAUGUCGAAGUUUUGAGAACGGUCUCAGGACGUAUGGGAAAGAUUUCCAUAUGAUUCAGCAGCACAAGGUAAGGACAAGGUCAGUGGGAGAGUUGGUUCAAUUCUAUUAUCUGUGGAAGAAAACAGAAAGGCACGAUCAGUUUGCUAACCAAGCACGGCUUAGUAAGCCUAAAUACAGAUUGCAUCCUGGAAUAACAGACUAUAUGGAUAGAUUUCUGGAUGACUCUGAUGUUAAUACAACUGUACAAUGUUUUCCACAUUCUCAUCUUCUGAGUCGACCAUUUUUAUCCAAACCACACCAUUCAAAUCAUAUGCAUGGUCACCACCAAACCAGUAAUAUUAUGCAGCCGCAAACUUUGAAAAACUUAGCGACAAAUGGCCGCGAAGAAAUUAAAAAUUCAAACGUGGAUAAUGUCUUAGCUGUGAGAAGUACAGAACAGAACACAGGCGAACAAGAACAUUGUGUUUAUGAAGGCCUAGCGGAGCAACCUAAAUAUUGGAAAUCUCACUCUGGGGUGUCAAUAAUAUCACGUUCAUCGGGUAGACUGAAUACAUUGCCAUUUCAACAUAAUAACCAUAUAGAGGAUUUAAGUAAAGACGAUAAAUGCAGUGUGCAAGAAAGAGAAAAUAUACAAAGCCUAGGAACUGCUACUACAAGUCUUCAUCCAAUGUCCGAGGAACUUGCAACAAAACCUUUGAAACAAACAUCUCCAAAUGAACCAGUUAUUCAAUGAUGCCAUUUGAUCUUGAGAUUUACAUAUGUAUAUAUAUAUAUAUAGAAAGAAAGAGAAUGAGCAAGUGAGUGAGAGACCAAGAAAAAAGAGAGAGAAUGAGUGCGAGAGUGAGAGAAAUUUUUGUAGAGAGAACUUUACAAAGUGUUUACCUUGUCAUUAUUUCAUUUUGUCUUAUAGUGAAUUGUAUCUCCCCUUUUCACUGUAUGUGUUUGGGUAAUUUUUUGUUAUUAUUUCUCAACGUUUUAAUCUUUGUUUUAAUUUUAACUAAAACUGGCAGUAUGACUAAUUCCAUUUGUGAAAUCUCUGCCUUUGUUUAUUUUUUUGCGAUCAACUUUUACCUGAUGCUCCGUUUGAUAUUCUACAGCUAAUAUUAGUUGCAUUUCUGCUAUUUGUUUUUCCAGGAGCGUGUAACUAAUUCUCAAAGAGCUCAGUUAUUGUACUAAGUCUUGUGCGUUUCAGUAUGAGAUUUGGAGCAUUGUAAUAUUUUUUGUACUUUCAUUUUAAUAACCUAAUAGUGGAACUCACCAAGGAUUAGUUUUUAUAGAAAAAAUAACUGGGACCACAAACUAUAUUGACUGAUUGGCAACUUGGGCGUGUAGAUUUGAAGAAGGAUAUUUGUAGCAUAUUUAUCUCAGGACACUUGUUUUGUAAAUUGAUUGCUAAAUAGUUGUUUGUAGGCCUUUCAGAAAUUACUUUGGAAAAAUAUGGUUUGGUGCAAUAGCCAAGAUUCUUGUUCUCUGAUUGCGUGACUUAUAUGUGUGCAUAUCACAAGCAAAUGUGGUUGAUGUGGAUACCGCUCCGAUCAUGGGGAGUACUGUAAAACACUUUAUUUUCGCUUGGAAUUAAUUUUCGCUAUUUUUGCUGAAGGAGUGAUUCAGUGAAAAUAAAUUCCAGCGAAUAUACCUUUUUUCCUAUAUUCUACAUUCAACUUACCAAAAAUGGGUGAAAACAAAUUCCAUACAAAAUACCCAAAAAGUCUUUUCUGCGAAAAUUAAUUCCAGUGAAAAUAAAUUAUUUCACAGUAUGUAGUUUUCAGACAUAGCAUACCAGCUUGAUUUUGCGUUGCAGGCAUACAGUUUUUCUUUGUUAGUUCACAAUAUGUCUGUAAAAUAUAUUUAUUAUUCAUGCAUGCAUACAUACAUGAAACUGGACAAAAUUUCAAUUUUGUGACAUCUUGGCAUCUGUACACUGACGUAUAUCUCUGGGCGACGACAGCCAAGUUGGCCUAUUCAAUUGUGGACGAAGUCUCAAUGAAUGACAGAUGUGAAUUUCAACCACUUUGAUGCAGCACAUGCUUAGUUAUGUAGCAGCCAGGGAACUAGAAACUCAACUAUUAUCAUUGUUUCCCCCCAAAUCAAGCAAGCAUACUCAUUUUUAAUGUGCAUUGAACCUUUGAACGCCAAAAUCAACUCUGUGAUCUUCCACAAAUCGAAUCAGUUUUUCCAAGAUUGUUUAAAAAAAAAAAAUGGAUUAAGACCUGUAGCCAAUGGGGAAAUUAUGUCUAUUUCAAGCAAAAUUAAUAAAGGAAUUAUAAAAAAAAAAGAAGAAAGAAAUACAUACAUACAAAUGUAAAAAAAAUGAUGCACCAACAUUUUGGUGUGAAAAAAUAUGGCACUUAAACAGUUUAACCAAUAUGCAUUGCCAGUCCGUCAUGGAUCAGAAUUGUAAUAUACUAAUACAUGUGGUUAUACAACCUUUACAAUAACAGUUAAUGCAAGUACAUCAUGUAAAUUGAAUUUUCUAGAUACGAGUGAGAUAUACUGAAAUGUAUGCAAGAGCAGGUACUGAAUGUAACCAUUAUUUGCGUUUUACUUUGCCCUUAAUGUAGAAGCUAUAUGAAGGCGAAAAAUAUUUGUUCUUGUCAUCAUGUUUGCAGUUAAAAUAAACUUUGUAAUAUUAUCAGAGUA